CACACAUCACCCUAUCGCCACACAGAAACAUCCGACUCUCCGCGCUGCUCGCUCGGGAUCCGUCGCUCCUCCGCUCUUCCUCCCCAUCGCCCCGCUCUGCCCGCUCGCUUUAAGGGAUCCCGUGGAUUGAGAGGGGUUAUUGAGGGGAUUUGGGGAUGGCAGCGGCUGCGAGGAUGGAUCUCGACGGGAACCCGAUCUUGCCGAUGACGAUCUGCAUGAUCGGGGCCGGGGGGUUCAUCGGGUCCCACCUCUGCGAGAAGUUGAUGGCGGAGACGCCGCACACUGUGCUGGCCGUUGACGUCUACAGCGACAAGAUCAAGCACCUCCUCGACCCACCGUCGGCCGCGGAGGGGCAGCAGGCGCGCCACCCCUGGGACGGCCGGAUCCAGUUCCACCGCCUCAACAUCAAGCACGACUCCAGGCUCGAGGGCCUCAUCAAGAUGUCAGAUCUGACGAUCAACCUGGCGGCAAUAUGCACCCCAGCGGAUUACAACACCCGUCCACUGGACACCAUCUACAGCAAUUUCAUUGACGCUCUCCCAGUUGUCAGAUACUGCUCGGAGAACAACAAGCGCCUUAUUCACUUUUCCACUUGUGAAGUGUACGGGAAAACGAUCGGAAGCUUCCUGCCGAAGGAUCACCCAUUAAGAAAGGAGCCAGAGUUCUAUGUGCUCAAGGAAGAUGCCUCCCCAUGCAUCUUUGGUUCUAUUGAGAAGCAGAGAUGGUCUUAUGCAUGUGCAAAGCAACUUAUUGAGAGGCUGAUAUAUGCUGAGGGUGCGGAAAAUGGUCUGGAGUUCACCAUUGUGAGACCUUUCAAUUGGAUUGGACCAAGGAUGGACUUUAUUCCUGGAAUCGAUGGUCCUAGCGAGGGUGUUCCGAGGGUUUUGGCAUGCUUCAGUAAUAAUCUCCUGCGCCGUGAGCCUCUGAAACUUGUUGAUGGCGGUCAGUCCCAAAGAACUUUUGUCUACAUCAAGGAUGCCAUAGAAGCUGUUCUCCUGAUGACCGAAAAUCCUGCACGAGCAAAUGGCCAUAUCUUUAAUGUUGGAAAUCCUAACAAUGAAGUCACCGUAAAGCAACUUGCAGAGAUCAUGACACAGGUGUACUCAAAGGUUUCAGGUGAAGCUCCUUUGGAGAUGCCCACACUUGACGUGAGUUCCAAGGAGUUCUAUGGUGAAGGAUAUGAUGACAGUGAUAAGCGGAUACCUGACAUGACCAUAAUCAAUAAACAACUCGGUUGGAACCCGAAGACAUCCCUCUGGGACUUGCUUGAAUCAACGCUGACCUAUCAACACAGGACCUAUGCAGAGGCCAUCAGGAGGGCAAUGGCAAAACCUGUUGCAUCAAGCUAAGACGCUCGGAUUAGAUUGGGCACUGCUGGAGCCUAUCUACCUUAUCCUUUUUGAAGGUUAAAUACGUUCUAUUAGCCAGUUGCAUAAUAUUUUCUGUCGGUAGUUAAUAUCGAGCUCUAUGACCCAUAAGUUUCCCCUGUUUUUAAGAAAUUUAUUUACUGGAGAGGAACUCUAGGAACUGUUUGUAUAUGCCAUGGCAUCAUUGCGAUGUUCCCGGGCCAUUUCAUGUAAAGCAUUGCACUCGUAUUCCAUUUUAUGAUUCAUCAGCACGAAUCAUUGCAGAAGCAUGAUUGUUUUCUGCAUUUUGCUGGAUCAAUUCGAAGCGUACGUGCAAUCCAAUAA
This is a messenger RNA of Musa acuminata subsp. malaccensis (wild Malaysian banana), 1691 nucleotides long. RefSeq names its product UDP-D-apiose/UDP-D-xylose synthase 2. The record is from RefSeq and is a predicted model, not a curated record. Lineage: Eukaryota; Viridiplantae; Streptophyta; Magnoliopsida; Zingiberales; Musaceae. Gene Ontology annotation, molecular function: carboxy-lyase activity.